AUGGCUGAAACAUCUGAUGAUCUAUCCCAGCCGGCGCAGAGAGGGGAAUCUCGGUCGCAGCGACGUCGAAAAUGGGCGCCGAAAGUAAGAACAGGAUGCAUCACAUGCAGGGCUCGUCACGUCAAAUGCGACGAAGCCAGGCCAUCUUGUCGGCGGUGUAUUUCCACUGGUCGACGAUGUGAUGGGUUUGGCCAAACUUCAUCAACAACGGGGUUGGGAGCACUCAGUCAUCAACCAGUGAGCGGCGUGACUCCUUUAUAUGCGGAAGCAUCCAUGCAGGAAAAGGGCUUGUUCUAUGUAUUCCGCACACAAACAUCUCACCAAGUCGCUGGCACCUUUGAAGGCACCUUUUGGUCCGUGGAUGUGCUCCAAGCAUGUCAAAUGCAUCCCGCCAUCUGGCAUUCCGCAACAGCCAUUGCAGCAAUGCAAAUACGGAAACUAUCGGGUCAGAACGUUGAAAAGUCUGAGCAUAUCAUCAGCACAUACGAUGAAUUAGCUUUGAAACAGUAUAACAAAGCUCUCAGUCAACUUUCUCAAGCGACCAAGAGACCGGACCCGAGUUUCGAGGACCAAUCCCUCAUUUUAAUGGCCACAGUGCUUCUGUUGGGAUUCUCAAGUCUCAGGGGAAACUUUAAUGAAGCAAAGUUCUUUGCAGCUCACGGCCUUCGACUAUUCAAAAAGUGGAAGUUUCGUGAAGCAGCAAGGAAAUGGAGGCCGACUCUGCGCAACAACGUUAUAUCCGUCACAUCUCUAAUUACACUGCUGGAUCAAAUACAAAUACAGUACGCAUGGGCAUGCCGAGUCCAGGAACCAAUGGAUGAUGCACUUACGGGCAUCAAAAAGAACGUCUCCAGAUUGCCAUUUGAGUCCAUGACAGAUGCGUACCAUGAGCUCCAGGCACUACAGUCAGUCGCUGUGAGAUUAAUACGCGCGUGGGGAUAUGAAUGCAUGAAUUUCGACAUACACGCCUACGGCAACGCACGGAAGACUUGGCUGCAUAACUUGUCUGUAUGGAAGAGCAAAUUCGCACAACUACGGCAGCUGGCUGGCGAUGAUAAGAACAAACUGAAGCCGUUGCUUGUCUUGCAAAUGGGUUUGAUCAGCUUGCAGACUAUAUUUCAGGUUGAUCGGGGCAUAAAUGAACUUUGCUGGGACAGGUUCAUCACCAAUUUCGAUCGCAUUGUCAGUAUAGCCCAGCAACUGAUGGAGCUGGAGACGGAUGCGAGUGAAAAGCAGGGAAACUCAAAUCCUCUGUUUACCUUUGCUCCUUCACCUGUUGGGACGCUUUACAUGGUCGCUUCUGCGUGUCGAGAGAAUGAAAUAAGAAGCAAAGCCUUGUCUUUGUUGAAACGCUGGAGACACAGAGACGGCAUGAUGGAUAGUGGAAUGCUCGCGGCAAUGGCAGAAGCUAAGAUUCAGUUGGAAGAACAGGGUUGUGACUCGGUUGAGCUGGCUGACCCAAGUCAAUGCAAUUGCAUGUUGAAAUUUUACAUCUGUAGAUACCAUAGAGUCAUGGAGACGGGGGUAGAGUUCGUCGAGGAUGGACUAGCGAGGCUGGAAGUCGGGACUUUUGAGAAGAUGGGAACGUUGCCGAGUUUAAAGACGCUGGUUGUCAAAUGGGAUAUUUAA
This is a messenger RNA of Pochonia chlamydosporia 170, 1629 nucleotides long. RefSeq names its product C6 zinc finger domain-containing protein. The coding region runs from base 1 to 1629 and encodes 542 amino acids. Gene Ontology annotation, biological process: regulation of DNA-templated transcription. The record is from RefSeq and is a predicted model, not a curated record. Lineage: Eukaryota; Fungi; Ascomycota; Sordariomycetes; Hypocreales; Clavicipitaceae. The transcript has 2 exons. Gene Ontology annotation, molecular function: zinc ion binding; DNA-binding transcription factor activity, RNA polymerase II-specific.